AUGUCUACCGGCAGAGGAUGCACAGGUCCUCUCUAAACCUCUUUGAACCCGUAUUUCUACCUUUGCAUAAUGCUGGACCCGAGUCACGUGUAUUUUUGUGUAAUUUGGAAAGUUUGGUGCUGACGCGAUCAACAGGCUCACAUGAGAGAGAAAAGGAGAGCGAGGGAGAGAGAGCGGGUUACUGAUUACAGCCUAUAGUUUGUUUGUGAUAAGAUCUAUGCUUGAGCCCAAAGUCCUGGUGCGUAGAGGGAGCCUUCACCCAUCACCUCCUCCAGGACCACUGCCGCUUCUCAGGUCCUGUUUUGUUCUUCUUCUCUGGUCUUGACGCACUGUCAUCAUGAGUGUGGCAGCUAAAACUCCACGUGAGGGCUGCUGUUCCAAGCUCAAGCUCUUCCUCGCUGCUAUGGCGUUUGUGUAUUUUUCCAAAGCUUUUUGUGGAGCGUACAUGAAGAGCUCCAUCACGCAGAUCGAGAGACGCUUCGACAUCCCCAGCUCCCUCAUUGGAGCCAUCGACGGCAGCUUUGAAAUGGGUAAUCUUCUGGUAAUUGCAUUUGUGAGUUAUUUUGGUGCUAAACUUCACCGGCCCAGGCUGAUCGGGGCUGGGUGUCUCAUUAUGGCGCUUGGAGCCUAUCUCACUGCUCUGCCACACUUCUUCCAGGGGCAGUAUAAAUAUGAGACCAGCAUGUCCCACAAAGUUGAAGCAAACAGCACAGAGACAAUCCUGCCUUGUUUGUCCAACCACAGCCUGGACACAGAGGACACGCCCAGUCUGCAGGAUAAGACAGGUUGUGAACAUUCCGGUGGGUCUCCUAUGUGGAUUUAUGUAUUCCUGGGAAACAUGCUACGUGGAAUUGGAGAAACUCCCAUCAUGCCUUUGGGCGUGUCCUACAUCGAUGACUUUUCACGAGAGGAAAACACUCCUUUCUAUUUGGCCUGCAUCCAAACAGUGGGUAUUUUGGGGCCCAUGUUUGGCUUCAUGCUCGGCUCGUACCUGGCCAAAGUCUAUGUGGACAUUGGAUUUGUGGAUUUAGAUACGGUGACAAUUACCUAUAAGGACUCCCGGUGGGUGGGUGCCUGGUGGCUGGGCUUCAUCAUUACCGGGACAGUGGUGCUCAUGUCCAGUGUUCCCUUUUGGUUCCUGCCCAAAUCUUUACCAAAACAAGGCCAGAAGAAAAAUCCCCCUGAAACCAAAGAGACGGAGAUGACCUUCGUGGCUGAACAGGAAAGCUUUCUGCCGGCGGACGUCCCAGAGCCAGAUCCCAAAGAGAAGCCUGUUACAUUCAAGGAACUGGCCAAAGACUUCAUCCCUUCUCUAAAGAGACUGUUCAAAAACAGCAUCUUCUCUCUGCUGGUGCUCACGUACCUCGUGGUUGUGAACGGGUUUAUCGGCAUGAUCACCUUCAAGCCUAAAUUCUUGGAGCAAAUUUUCGGCCAGUCAGCUUCCAAGGCCAUCUUCCUCAUAGGUAUUUUGAACCUGCCUGCUGUGGCUCUGGGCUUCAUCACUGGAGGUUUUGUGAUGAAGCGUUUUAAGUUGAGCGUGAUCGGAGCGGCGCGCGUGUCCUUCUCUGCCUCGCUCAUCUCCUUCAGUUUACUCGCUACUCAGAUCUUCCUCCACUGUGAUAAUGCCGAGGUCGCUGGACUCACUGUCACAUAUGAGGGAGUCCCUCAGGUCUCUCACAGUCAGCAGACGUUACUCUCUCAGUGUAACACGGGCUGCCUGUGCUCGCUCAAACACUGGGACCCCGUGUGCGCCUACAACGGGAUGACCUACGCCUCCCCGUGUCUGGCCGGCUGCCAAAUGUCCACUGGAACUGGAAAACAGAUGGUGUUCCAUAACUGUACAUGUGUGGAGGAGCUGAUGACUCCAGGGAUGAACCGCUCGGCCGUCCUGGGUCAGUGCCCCAGGAAGAGUAACUGUGAGCGGGCUUUCAAGUUCUACAUGGCCCUGUCUGUGAUCGGCUCCUUUAUCUCUGCUGUGGGCGGGACUCCAGGAUACAUCGUCCUCCUCCGGUCAAUUCCAAGUGAUCUAAAAUCUUUGGCUUUGGGUAUGCAGACGCUCAUAGUGAGAACACUAGGUGGAAUCCCUCCUCCCAUUUACUUUGGGGCACUGAUAGACCAGACGUGUUUGAAGUGGGGCACAAAACAGUGCGGGGGACGAGGAGCCUGUAGACUCUAUGACUCCAAUGCUUUCAGGAUGAUUUUCUUGGGGCUGGUGACUGGUCUGUACGCUGUGGGCAACUCUCUGUGGGGUGUCCUGUAUUGUUGUAUCGUGAGGAGACAGAAUAAAUUAGCUCUGAGGCAACAGGAGAAAGAGAAUGGACUGGAUGGAGCUAACGGAGCACCCAUGGGACACGCCCAAAUCACCCUCACCCAAAACACAGACAAAGACAAAGAGAGCACUAUUUAACUGUGAAUUCUGCUGCUUUCCAACUGGACCAGACAAGGCAAUGGUACAGUGACAGCGCCCUCUGGUGUUUAAGCAUUAUACCUCUUUACCAAAAAGUCAUAUUACAUCUAUUACAGUGUUUUAUUUCAAAGGUCAAUUCAAAAGCAAUUAUCGUAAACACAAUUUAGCAAUAAUGUUGUCAUUCCUGGUUACAACAGUUACACAUCUCUAAGUGCUGUGAGGGAAUACCCAUAUGCACAAAACAGUUUACAAAAUACCUAAAGUUUUGUUAAUCAUUUACAAAUAUUACCCGAAACAAAUGUGAAUUGUAGUAGGCAAAGCAAGGCAAGGCAAGUUUAUUUGUAUAGCACAAUUUGUACACAAAGUAAUUAAAAUUGCUUUACAGAAUAAGAAAUACAUUAAAAUCACAAUAGUAGAAGUACAAUGGUAGCAGUAGAAUAUUUUGGAGACAAAUUGUUGUGACCAGGCCGAAUUUUUAAUCUAAAAUUUCUUGCAGAGAAUGCACCCCAAUGAGAGUCGUUUUAUAGUAUAUGGUAUAAAGUAUAUGUGGUUUAGUAAGAUAUGUUCAAGUGUUUGUGUGAAACUUGUGCACUAUCACUAUCUCUGUUUAUAUGGAGGUAAUCAUGAUCUUAUGAGUCAUUAGUGAAGAUAAUCAGAAUGUCCCACUUAAACUGAGAAGAAAGCAUCAAAUAAUCCCUCUGUAUUACCUCAGACACAGUCUCUGCCCCACAUUAGCACAUGUGUAGAACAUGAGGCUGUUGUAUUACAUUCUCCUUCAUGACUCGAGGGUCAGUGGUUUCUCAGAAAGCUUUUUACCGGAAACAAAAGUUACAUCCUCACUCAGUAGAAAGGUCAUGGACAUGUGUUUAAACAGUCAAGAGUGUGUGGCUCCACUGCCAAGCCCUGUCCAAUCACAGACUGUCCUUUUGACAAAAGUAUUUCUGAUUCAAAUGAUUUGUAAUGUGUUUUUAUACAUUUGUACACAUUUAUAUGUUCCUGAAAAGUAUUAAAAACAUUGGAUGUGAAAUCUUACCGUGCACUGCCAUGAUUC
Molecule: messenger RNA, 3458 nt
Organism: Boleophthalmus pectinirostris (great blue-spotted mudskipper)
Lineage: Eukaryota; Metazoa; Chordata; Actinopteri; Gobiiformes; Gobiidae
Product: solute carrier organic anion transporter family member 1C1-like
Exons: 15
Coding region: 338-2407 (689 amino acids)
Biological process (GO): transmembrane transport; sodium-independent organic anion transport
Cellular component (GO): membrane
Molecular function (GO): protein binding
Source: RefSeq, a predicted model, not a curated record